This is a messenger RNA of Globicephala melas (long-finned pilot whale), 3691 nucleotides long. It is a transcript of the gene ZC3H12D, whose product is annotated as zinc finger CCCH-type containing 12D. The record is from RefSeq and is a predicted model, not a curated record. Gene Ontology annotation, molecular function: mRNA binding; RNA endonuclease activity; metal ion binding. Lineage: Eukaryota; Metazoa; Chordata; Mammalia; Artiodactyla; Delphinidae. Gene Ontology annotation, cellular component: cytoplasmic ribonucleoprotein granule; nucleus.
GUAAGAAGCGGAUUUAUUUAGAGAGAAACACUCCACGGACAGAGCGUGGACCAUCUCAGAAGUGCAAAGCAAAACUACCUUUGCAGCUGAACAUGACUCUGGUGAAAGGAAGUGGAGCUUUGGCCUGAAGUGGCUCCCCGGGCCUCGGGGACACCUGGCCAGCAGGGAGGACAGUGUGUGACCGCUGCUGAGGGGAGCACAGCAUCCACUGUGAGGGCCCUCGACACGCCCUGCUGCUCAUGCCGGUAGGGCUCUGCCAGGAGGAGGCCGGUGGCAGGACCCUCACGGGGGCCCAGCUGGCACAGCAUGGAGCGCUCGAGAAAGAUGGAGUUCUUCCAGAAGCUGGGCUACGGCCGGGAGGAUGUGGUCAGGGUGCUGGGCAAGCUGGGCGAGGAUGCCCUGGUCAACGACGUGCUGCAGGAGCUGAUCCAGACGGGCAGCCGGCCCAGUGCCCACGAGGGCAGCGCCGCGCCCCUGCUCGUUCCCAGGGGCUCCUGUGGGAACCCCGACUCUGCCCAGCGCGGGCUGAGGGCGGACCCGGAAGAGGACAGAGGAGGCCCAGCCAGUUCCUUGCGACCCAUAGUGAUCGACGGCAGCAACGUGGCAAUGAGUCAUGGAAAUAAAGAAGCCUUCUCUUGCCGGGGAAUCCAGCUGGCUGUGGACUGGUUCAGGGACAGAGGACACACCUACAUCAAAGUUUUUGUCCCCUCCUGGAGGAAAGAACCACCAAGAUCUGAUACCCCGAUUAGAGAGCAGCACGUGCUGGAGGAGCUGGAGAGGCAGGCGGUGCUGGUGUACACGCCGUCCCGCAAGGUGAGCGGCAAGCGCGUGGUCUGCUACGACGACCGCUACAUCGUGAAGGUGGCCUACGAGCAGGACGGGGUCAUCGUCUCCAACGACAACUACCGCGACCUGCAGAGCGAGAACCCCGAGUGGAAGUGGUUCAUCGAGCAGAGGCUGCUCAUGUUCUCCUUCGUCAACGACCGGUUCAUGCCUCCUGAUGACCCCCUGGGCCGUCGGGGACCCACCCUGAGCAACUUCCUGAGCAGGAAGCCAAAGCCCCCAGAGCCGUCCUGGCAACACUGCCCCUAUGGCAAGAAAUGCACCUACGGCAUCAAGUGCAAGUUCUACCACCCGGAGAGGCCGCACCACGCGCAGCUGGCUGUGGCCGAUGAGCUCCGCGCGCAAACGCUGGCCUGGCGGGGCGCGGGCGGCGAGGAGGCGCAGCGGGGGAGCGCGCGGGCGGCCGACGUGGCGACUCUCGGAGGCGUUUUCUCGCGGCUCGUCCUCAGCGACGACCCGGGGCCCCUCUGCGCGCCCCCUCGGGGCCCCGGCAGCGGCCGCGCGCCCAGGCCGCCCUGUCCCGACUGGGGGGCGUCCGGGCCCGCGCCGUCCCCGCCAGUGCCGCCCGGCCUCCAGAGCCCCCGGAGCCCGCCGGGCCUACGGGGCGGAUACCGCCCCAGCGCCCCGCAGAGUGACCAGCGCCCCCCGCGCCGGCAGCCCGCCGACCCGUGGGCCCUUCCUCCAGGGGCCGGCUGGCUCCCGGGCCGCUCGGCCUGGGCGGGAUCGCGCUGGGAUGAAGACGCCCUCGGGGGGGCUUCGGGGUCCGUGCCCCAGGCUGCCGCCCCCGAGGUGGACUCGCGUGCCAGGGCACGCACCGUGCUCUGCAGCACCUUCCCGCCCCACCAGGUGGACAGCGUCAUGGCCCUGUUCCCCGAGCUCUCCGACAUCGCCAGGCUCAUCCUCCUUAUCCAGAGAUUCCAGAGGUCCGGUGCGCCCGUGGGGAAGCCCUGAGAGCUCAUCGAGGCCACCACAUGUGCUGUCCCAGUCUUGCCUUGCGACCCCACCGGGCUGGUGGCCGUGGUCAGCCUGCAUCUGGGCUGGCCCACCCUGUGGAGCCCCCUUUCCUUUAAAGAUGGUCUGUCCCUGGAGGAGGCCAGCUUCCUCACUCUCUGCGGUGCCCACGGUGGCACUUGGUGACCUUCCCUGACCACACAGGGGCUGCUGCUGGAGGUCUGUGUUCUGCAGAAUAAGGUUGCCUUCCAUAGAGGGAGUGGUUUCUCGUGCCUGAAGACUGCAAAGGCCCACUAGGGCUCCAAGGGUUUGUCCAGAACACUCCAGGGCUGUUUUGGUCCAGCUGCAACUGGGAGCCACAAGUGGGUCCCAAGAUCAAUUUAGUGGGUGACACCCGAAAUAGAGUGGAAGAGAGACACACCCCACGUAAUCAGGCUAAGUGGGAAACUCUCCUUUGUUAGCUCCGGGUGUGCCUGUAUGCCCUUGGCAGCCAUGACCAAAAGGUGGAAAACUGGUAAAUGGCCUUGAAUUUCAUUACAUCAGAUCACGCUUGAAAUAGGUAGUCAGUUGGCUGGUGCAGAUGUUGGCAUCAGGAGGUUUUCACAUGAGCUCUGUCUAACCACUUGAGGGGAACCCAGUUCUAGCCUCCACGUGUGGGCUCCACUUGUCACUCUGAGAUUACGUGGCUGUGCUGGUCUGUGGGGGUGUGGCAGGGGCAUCUGGCCGGGGCCCUCACACCCUUCACACACGCACACCACACACACAGGCACACGGCACACACACACACGCCCCUUGACUCAGGGCUAAGCGUCCCUGUUUUCAGCCGUCCAUCACGGCAGUUUCCAGCCCAGGCCCUAUACUGGCCAAGCCUUCUGAGCUACCCCUCACAGCUGAGCCCAAGCCCUGUGAGUCAGGACUUUUGCUCAGAAACCUCUGGGGGGUUGGUCAGAGCUGGGGUGAGCCUCAGUCAUGGAGGUUUCUCGCCACCUUCAACCAUGGCUGUUUCUCCUAGCUAACUACUGCUUUGAAUUUUGGGGGGAAGGGGCCCACUCAUUUGCAAAGGACAAGAGAUGAGACAGUGCUGCCAGGACGCGGGCCUGAGUCCUCCGGGGCCGUGGCAUCUCUGGGUGGCGUCCACCCAUUCACUCAGGGUUAUGAGUCCAGCUCACAGAUCUUGGCUGGUGUGUUCAUGAGGAGAGUGUGAGGUACCUCCCAGUGGAAAACCAGCUCCCAAGCCUCCUGCAGACUGGCAAGCGCUCCCUAUGGGCAUGGCUGGCGCAGCCCAGUGCGCCCCCCGGAGAAUCUGCUCCUGCCCCCUUCAGUGGGGUAAAUAUUUCCUUUGGAGAUACAGAGACCUUGUGUCCCCUGUGAGCCCUUUCACAUUUUUAAACCGGAUUCUUAGUGCGGCUUAGGUCAGAUCUCUUCCUCACCUCUUUUUUUCCCAAAGACAACACCCACAAUUGUAUCUUAAUAUUUUGGGACUGCAGUCCUGAAGAAGACCCACUCUUUCUAGGCAAAUUGGAUUCCCCUCAUGGUGGUGUGGGUUUUUUUUUUUUCUUUUGACAAGACAAGCUUUACGUUAGAGCUGCUUUUGUCUCUUGGGUCUGUGUCCUGACUUGGAAUCGUUGCAUUGCUGAUUUACAGUUAGAAAUGUUUAAACUGCUUCCUUUGAGGACAAGUCUGAGUUUGAGUAAGCUGUAAAGCUAUUUUAUUUGGUGCACUGUGAUUAAGACGAGCACAAAAACAAGUGAAGAAACAGCACAUUUCAAUGUAAUCCCCUUUGGAAUUCUUUCCAAAGUCUUGGUAUGUCUUUGUGACACAAAACAUGAAUGGGAUGGGGGUGAAUGAAAUGUUCCUAGUUGCAUAACUAUUACUGUGCUCCAAAAAUAAAUCACUU